AGUGAGGUAUCGUGACUGAAAUCGCAUUUUUUGGAUGGAAUGUGGUAAAUGACAUCACCGUAAUCUAAGUGUGGCCGCAAGAAAUUGUAUUAUUCCUAUUCCGCGUCUAAAUUUUGUUAUAAUUAACUCAAUAUGAGUGGCAAAAGACAAUUUAGAAUUAAGCAUGAUGCCAAGAUGUCUAUGUUCUUUUAUUUUGAUGACUGGGAUGUCAUUGAAUAGAACUGGUGGAUGAUCGGUUAAAAUUUUCUUUAUUGAAAAAGUCACCUCAACUACUUGUUUAGUUACAUUGCUUUGUAAAGGCAACCGUUAUAGAAUCUUAAGAUAUUUGUUUGAAAAGGAAAUAUUUAGGGGCGUAGCUGGCGGGGCAAGUGUGUGUACCCCUCUGUUAUUAAUUUUGUAUGGUAAAUCUUCAGCUUGUUCAUAAAACCUGUACUGCGUUGGUAAAAUUGCCAUGCUUAGGUGAAAUGGCACCAAUUUUGAACUCCAUUUUUGUCUUUUUCGGUAUAGAUCACCCACCAAAUAUCUAGUCUGAGAUGUCAGGUUACACCGGUGGAACUCGUGCUAGGGAUAGAUAUCAGAGCUUCCUAAAAGUUAUAAUGCAAAAGUGCUGCCGAAAAAAAAUUUCAAUUGACGUGAUCUUGACAUUGUACUAUCGUAAUAUCCAGUAGGUAAUUUGAUUUGACGGUAAAAUGCUGCCUUUCGAACAUUUUAGAAUCAAAGAAAAGUUCCUGUUCAAUUUCAGUGUCAAUAGUCAAGCACUAGAAAUUGUACAUGAGACAGGACGUAUUAUUAACAACAAUCCACAAGUAUCUUUUGUAUAAUCUAUUUCUUUGAAAUCUUAGGAUUACAAACACAAUUCUGAUGAAAUUCCACCUAGUUUUAUCAGUGGAGUUGCAAAUGGAAUAUACUGGUCGUAUGUAACCAUGGGAACACAUGGAUAUGGUGACAUCACCCCGAAAGGUAUCUUGGCCCGACUAUAUGCAGUUGUAUGGAUUCUUAUCGGGAUUGUUAAUCUUGGCAUUCUUACUGGUGCCUUGACCACAGCCAUGACUGUCUCGCAAGUUUAUGAUAGCUCUAUGAUUUACGAUGUUGAGAUAGCUGCUGUGCAAGACUCCGAGGCAUACAAAAUUGGAUUAAAUCGAAAUGGGAAGAUGAAUAAAAAAAAUAAAUACAAGACAAUAGAAGAAGUGUCAUCUGCCUUAAAGAGGAGAGAAGUGAGAGGUGCCUUGGUUGAUGUUUACUCAGCAGCAAUGCGUAGUGACCUAUUCGACCACCCUGACAUUGUUGCCAAGAAGAAAAUUGUGUAUCCUAAUGCAUAUGGGCUUGUUUUCGCUGGUGAAUUGAAGAAUGCUGCUUCUGCGUUCAGGGAUUAUCUCAAUGUUAACGCUAAAGUAUUUCUUGACGGCAUGCAGAAAAAAGCAGCUGGAUUACAGGUGCAAAAGGAGAGUGGCGAGACAGUUUCACCCUUCGAUCCCAAGUCAAAAACACUCCACCGCACUUUUACAAUACUCUUUGUCAUAUUUUCAAUCAGUUUUCUGUGUGGGUUGUUGUUCAAUGUGUACAGAUCGAAUCGGAAAAAAAGAGUCGUCUCAGCAGAAGGACCAUACCAAGAAUUGAAACAUUUGGAAAGAUCAUCGGAAGAUAUUUUAGAUGGGUUUGAAACUUCUUCAAGAAAGAAAUUGGACACACUUCUAGACUUCCAUCUAAAAGAAAGAGUGGUUAUGAUAAAGAAAAUGCGAAAAACAGGAUCAUUAUCAGAGGAAAGACUUGAAACAAAACAGGAAAUGGAGAAUAAUGACAUGACUAACAGAGUAGGAAAUCAACAAAAUGAGCCCAAGUGCUUACUUGCCGAUGUAGAUGAAGUCCAGUAAUAUAUUUGUAGCAAAAUAUUUUUAUUAAGGCUAACAUCUCGCAGCGUGGUAGUACUGAGGCCUACAAGAGUAUUAUCUUGAAAAUACCAUCGUGUAUUGUUCAAUAUGUUUUUGGCAGAUAAGUCUUGGAUCAGGGCUUUGGAAAAAAAAUAUGAAGAAACAGUUAGAUUGUUUCUAGAAUCAUAGAUCUUAGCAAAAUUUUAACGUCCAUAGAUCAUCCUGUGAAAAUAAUUUUAGGGUUACAAUUAUUUUGAUUUUGAUGUAACAAACUUUCUCAAAGCACAGUAAAACUGAAAAAAAUGAAAUGGUGCAAAUGAAUGCUAAUGUAUGCUAAUGUAUUCUGGUGUUAUCACAACUUCUUUCAUCCUUUUGUUUGUCUUUGUGAUAAAGAAAACUUUAGUUUGAGAUUGUUGCCAGUAUUCACACUUGUAUUAUCAAAUUAUUGCAAUUUCAUAUUUGGAAUGUAGACAAGUAAGCAGUUUAGACCAACUGAUACUAUCGUAACUUUCAGUAGAAGGAAUUUUUUUAAUUGUUGGCAAGAGAUCAAAGCAUAGCGACAAAUUUGAGAAGAAUUGCAUAUCAACAUCACUAAAAAGCAAAAGUGAGAAGAAAUGUGAAUGAAACAGAUUAAAGGCAUUGAGUCAUGGUAAAUAGGCCUUCUCUAUAGGGGAUCAUUUAGUUUCGGCGUGAUCGCUGCUUUUUUCAUGUGAUAUUGGCAUCCAUUAAUGACAACUUUCUAUUGAUGAAAAUUGUUUUGUCAAUCAGUACGAGGUGUUCAUGUGAUCAGUUUAAGGUCAACCAAUAGCAUCGCAGUCAUGAAAAUCGUGACUCAGCGGAUUUUGGCACUUUGGGUAUACUCAAUCCAUUUUAUCAUGACUCAAUGCCUUUUAAGCCAGAAAAGCUUGUGAGAGCAAUAUGUACGAGAACUAUCGUUUCGAGAUAUUUCCCUGCUUACACUGUCAUGUGUAUAUUGCGAGUUUUUUAUAACCAGCAGCUGUCAGUAAAUUAUUCAAGUAUUUCAACGGAGAAAAUCUGUUGUGGGUCAGGAUUGAUUCGUUUGGCUAACAGCAGUCUUUCAAAAAUAUUCAAAAUCUAUUGUAAACGUUGUUUAAUGGCCAUGUGGAGCAAUUUGAGGUCACUUAACCUGCUUUUUGUGUCUAAGAGUUGGAUUUAAAUCAUUUAUCUUAAAUGAUAAAUCUAAAAAAAAUCAGACUUAGAACAAUACACUUGCAUCUUGGAUCAAUUCUGAUUGUUGGUCAAGAGGAAUAGCGUUGCAUCGUUUUGGAAAACCAAAAGCAACGUUCUGUUUGAAAAAUUGUUGAUCAAAUAUGAAGUUCAUUUCAGUUGGGUUUCAAAAUAUAAAAAAUAAAAUCAUAUCAUUGUGUAUACGACCCAAUCUGUGUUUAAUAUCAAACCUCAGCUUCUAAAAGUUUUAAAUUUUCUAUCAUAAUUUUAACUGAAUUUAACGAUUAACAAUAUCAAUGUUUUGAAAUUAAGAUCGGCGUGGCCUUUGCAAUUUUGCAAUAUCUGCUACACUGUGAUUUCCGUUUCAUUGAAGUACACGGCAGUGUAUAUUCGAAAUAAAUGUAAUUCGACAUCUUGUUGAAGCUGCUUUUUUUCUUGUUUUGUUUUAAUAUCACUCAAUAAACCCAACCAAUGCUGACCUAACAAACAGACAUUUAAACAAACAUAAAUAUUUGUAUUUACACAAAUGGUGAGUAAUUAAAACAUAUUUGAUAGCGAAAUCAUUUUUGGGUCGAGGCAAUGUUCGGGAAAUGAAUGUUACUUAUUAUUUGUUUAACCUGAAUCAAAUGUUACUUAAUAAAAAAUAUUUUGCCUAAGGGAAUCUCUUAACAUUUAGUAUAAAUAGCUGAGAAAAGAAGUGUCAAUGAUCAAAUAAAACCUUUUGUAUUUCAGAAUUCUCACGAUUUUUUACGUCUUUUUAUGUCAGUUUUUGAUGUAUACAACACGAGGGCCUAAGUUACAUCACAAUGAUGGUAUCUCAACUAAGCAAGGAAGCUGACAUAUGGAAACAAAAAGCUUCAAAACCUGUCAUAAAUGCUAGGAAAUAAAUGUUUAACAAAGCUGCUACAAUUCAGAAAAAAAAUUAAGACGUAUUGCAAAAAGCUGACCGAGAUAAAAACCUGACAAUAUAAACAGAAAAUUCCUAAAACACAAUAAGAAGCAUUACAUUUCAUGUUAACAGAAUUUGCCAUGAAAAGCCGCCCACUAGAAAUGCAGAACUGUGCAAGAUGUGUAACUUCUAUACUCAAAUAAACAUAAUCAUAAGCUCUUGCUCCACUAUCCGGCGCUUCCCUGCUUAUAAGAUAAGUGAUUUUACGACACUGUUUUUAAGAGUCUUUGUCUUUUCUGAAAUAUUGAAAAUUUACAAGGGCUGGAAUCUGAAACAAUAUGAAAAUGAUUUUAUCAAAAACUUUGAGAAUGAAAUGAAUUACAGAAAGAGGUAGGCAAUUUUGAUAGAGCUGGCAAGUAGAAACACCAACAAUGCAUUACUAAGGGUCCCAAAGUCACAACCUUUUCGGAACAUACUGAAGUCAUUGUCUCAAGCGAAAUCUUCAGAGCAUAAAACGUCAGAGCAUAGAUCAAAGUGGCUAAAUAACCAGUUAUGGAUCAAAAUAGGACAAUCAGGAACGCAAUUAAUGGUGGUUGAUGAUUGAAAAAUGAAUUUUUAAUAGACAAGCGGCACUAUUAGACGAACUUUACAGUCCUGUACGGUAUGUACAAUCUUUUUUAUAUGAGUGCAUGCUGUUUAUAGCUCUUAUAAAUCAUAAGAAAAGCAUGAGAAAAUAAUCACCUGGAGUUACUUGCAUACAUGAGAAACAUUGUAUAUCUUACUGAGUAGCAGCUAUUCAAAUUAACUGCAAACUGCAUGUAAUAUGGGUGAGCUUUUAAUUCCUUUAUUAAUAUUUAACUAAGAACUAUAUAGAGGCUGACGUUAGAUUGGAACAAAGCGCGAUGGUGCCGCUAAAGCAAUACGAAUGGUGCCGCUUUAGCAAUAAUCAAAGUGAAUAGCUACUUAAAUCACCAGUAAAGGGAUUAAUUUAUCGAUAGCAACUACUGGAUAGGGUCUU
Rhopilema esculentum is the source of this 4963-nucleotide messenger RNA. NCBI's taxonomy places the organism in Eukaryota, Metazoa, Cnidaria, Scyphozoa, Rhizostomeae, Rhizostomatidae. The record is from RefSeq and is a predicted model, not a curated record.